Molecule: messenger RNA, 1368 nt
Organism: Desarmillaria tabescens
Lineage: Eukaryota; Fungi; Basidiomycota; Agaricomycetes; Agaricales; Physalacriaceae
Product: glycoside hydrolase family 71 protein
Exons: 6
Coding region: 16-1368 (450 amino acids)
Molecular function (GO): glucan endo-1,3-alpha-glucosidase activity
Source: RefSeq, a predicted model, not a curated record
CUACCCUCCCCCGUCAUGUACCGGGCGACCAUUCCCACAUUUUUCUCCAUUUUCUUCGUCACGCUCUUCGCGAACACUCUAUUUUAUGGCGCUCUUGCAUCUCGUAAACUCUCUAAGCGGACAUCGGACUCCAAGACCGUCGUCGCCCACUUCAUCGUAGGAAACUCGCGUUCGUAUAACGCUGAUGACUGGACAAAGGAUAUCCAACUCGCCUAUGAUAACGGAAUCGACGCCUUCGCCUUGAACAUCGGUGGAGACUCUUGGGAACGAGAUCAAGUCGCUGACGCCUUCGGCGCUUGUAGCGCCAUGAAAACGCCUUUCAAGCUGUUCUUCUCGUUUGAUAUGUCUUCUAUACCCUGCUCUUCUGCUCAAGACGCCGAGACGCUACAUCAAUACCUCACCGAGUACCAUAGUCACGGAUCCUACUUUCUCUUUGACUCGAAAAUGCUUGUGUCGACAUUUUCUGGCGAACACUGUCUCUUUGGAACGAAGAAUCUCGAUCAAGCGUGGCAAUUCGCUGUCAAACAUGAUUUCCCUGAAGAUAUCCAUUUUGUACCUUCGUUCUUUGUGGACCCAUCGCAAAUUUCAGGACUUCAAGCCAUCGAUGGCAUAUUUGGUUGGGAUUCCGGUUGGACGAAGGACGGCAACGAUACCACUUUCGACUCUGACCUCAACUAUGUCUCCAAUCUGGGGGGGAAGACGUACAUGGCAGCUUGUUCACCUUGGUUCUUCACUCACUAUGGGCGCGACACGUACAACAAAAACUGGAUCUAUCCCUCUGAUGACUGGCUAUUCGCUGCACGCUGGGAAAACCUCAUAAUCAACAGAGAAAAAGUCGAUAUGGUACAAAUUUUGACUUGGAACGACUUUGGAGAAUCGCACUACCUAGGACCUAUUGAAGGCUCUCAGUCUGGUUCGGAGGCAUGGACUAAUGGUUACGAUCAUCAAGCUUGGCUGAAACUCGGGUCUUACUAUGCUCGCGCUUUCAAAGACGGACGCUUUUCAAACUUCGAUUAUAACGGCAUCUACUUGUGGAGUCGUCUCUACCCUGCAGCAGCAAACGCUCCCAGUGACAGCGUAGGGAUACCUGAUAACUGGAAACUUACAAAAGACGUUCUCUGGGCAGUCGUGUUUCUGAAGGCGCCUUCUACGGUCUCACUAAUCUGUGGUUCUUCAAAUCUCUUCUGGCAGUUGUCCAGUGGGACAUGGAAGCUUAGUCUGCCGCUCGUCGAGAAUUGCCAGGUCCAGGUCCAGGUGUCCAGAGAUGGAUCUAACGUCGCGGAGUUCAAGCCAGAUGGCUUCGCUUUCAAUAUGAACCCCUCUUCGUACAACUUCAACGCGCUUGUCGGCUACUAUAGUUGGAACUAA